AUGGAGAAGCUUGCUUAUGCCUUGAUACUGGCAUCGAGGAAGCUCGGGCCUUACUUUCAGUCACACAAAGUAGUUCGCACUGCUUUUCCUCUAAGGCAGGUUCUUCACAAGCCAGAGGCUUCAGGAAGGCUAAUGAAGUGGGCUGUUGAGUUGGGACAAUUUGAUGUUGAUUACAAACCAAGGACUGCUAUCAAAGGCCAGACAUUGGCUGAUUUCUUUUUGGAGUUUCCACCUAGCACGGAGAAGCUCAUUGAAGAGGUUCAGGAAGAACCUCAACUAGUUAAGGUUCCUGCGGAAAAUUAUGCCCCAUGGUGGACACUGUAUGUGGAUGGUGCAGUUAAUGGAAACGGUGCUGGAGCUGGGAUAAUGUUGGUAAGUCCUGAAGGGCACAAGUUACAAAGUGCCAUACACUUUGGAUUCAAAGAAACUAAUAAUGAUGCGGAAUAUGAAGCCCUAAUCUCGGGGUUGAAACUAGCAAUUGAGAUGAAGGUCGAGAACCUAACUAUCUUUAGUGACUCCAUGCUGGUAGUUGGUCACUUAAGAGGAGGUUUCCAGGCUAGAGGUCCUCGUACCAAUUUAUACAUGAGAUACGCUCAGGAGCUCAUGGAGAAGUUUAAGGAGGUAAACCUAGAACAAGUUCCUAGGUCAAAGAACUCAGAAGCUGAUGCUCUUGCAAAGUUGGGGUCCCAACGAGAGUCUACGCUAUUGGGAGUGAUACCACUGGAGGUUCAGCUUCAACCAAGUGUCCCCAAGCUUGAUAUCAUGAGUGUGGAUGUUCAACAAGACACUUGGAUCACACCUAUUGUUGACUAUAUCACAAAAGGUACUUUACCCCCGGAGAGGGAUGAAGCUAGGAGGCUUAAGUACAAGUCAACAAGGCACGUGAUUUAUGAAGGAGUUCUCUACAAAAGAGGUUUCAACAAACCAUUACUCAGGUUUGCAAAUCAGAACACCAACCUUGCUGUUCCAUUGAAACCUUUGACUAGUCCUUGGCCAUUCGCUGUUUGGGGUAUUGAUUUGAUUGGAGAGCUUCCCAAAGGAAAAGGGGGAGUAAAAUAUGAUGUUGUUGCAGUGGAUUACUUCACCAAAUGGGCAGAAGCUGAAGGAAUUCGAUUUUCAGUAGUUUGCCAUCCCCAAAGUAAUGGUCAAACUGAAGCUGUGAACAAGAUUAUCAAACACACUUUGAAGACAAAGUUGGAGGAAAAGAAAGGCUGUUGGCCUGAGGAGCUUCCUAUGGUUCUUUGGUCUUACAAUACUACACCAAGAACCACCACUGGAGAAUCCCCAUUCACUCUCACCUAUGGAUGUGAAGCUAUGGUACCUGUGGAAAUAGGUGCAGGUUCUUUGAGAAGGGAUAACUUUGAUCCUACGGAUAAUGAGAAGAAUCACCUUCUUUACUUGGACAUGUUAGAAGAGUUAAGAGCCAACUCACAGCUGAAGCUGGCUGCCUAUCAGCAAAGGACAAAGAAAUACUUCAACAACAAGGUUCGAGUCCGACCUCUUAAAGUGGGGGACCUUGUUCUAAGGAAAGUGAUGCCCAAUACAAGGGUUCCUGGCCAUGGAGCUUUUGGGGCAAAUUGGGAAGGACCUUACAAGAUAAAAACGGUUCUCUGGGAAGGAACCUAUCACCUAGAGGACCUAAAUGGGAAGUUGAUACCAAGGGCAUGGAAUGCCGAGCACCUCAAGAAAUAUUACCAGUAG
Molecule: messenger RNA, 1701 nt
Organism: Daucus carota subsp. sativus
Lineage: Eukaryota; Viridiplantae; Streptophyta; Magnoliopsida; Apiales; Apiaceae
Exons: 3
Coding region: 1-1701 (566 amino acids)
Biological process (GO): DNA integration
Molecular function (GO): RNA-DNA hybrid ribonuclease activity; nucleic acid binding
Source: RefSeq, a predicted model, not a curated record